AUGACGUCAUCAGAAACGACUGCUGAGCAAAUCAAUCUGCUUGUCUCCUCAGCAGACAUGUGCCACGUGGCAGUGUUCUUCACAAAACUCCUCGUUACACUGAUCAUCAGUGAACUCUAUUUUGCACAUGUGGUGAAAGCCGACGACGAAGAAGCAGAAGAAGGGGAAGGAGGAGAAGAAGGAGGAGAAGAAGAAGGUGGAGAAGCAGAAGGUGGAGAGGAAGAAGGAGGAGGAGAAGGAGAUGAAGAAGAAAAAGAAGAAGGAGAAGGAGAGGAAGAAGAAAAAGAAGAAGGAGAAGAAGAAGGAAAAGAAGAAGGAGAAGAAGAAGGAAAAGAAGAAGAAGAAAAAGAAGACGAAGAAAAAGAAGAUGAAGAAAAAGAAGAUGAAGAAAAAGAAGAUGAAGAAAAAGAAGACGAAGAAAAAGAAGAUGAAGAAAAAGAAGAUGAAGAAAAAGAGGAUGAAAAAAAAGAAGAUGAUGAAGAAGAAGAAGAUGAAGAAGAAGAAGAAGAAGAAGAAGAAGAAGAAGAAGAAGAGGAAGAAGAAGAAGAAGAGGAGAAUGAAUACGACGAAUACGGCCACAUACUCAACGAUUUUUGCCUGUCUCUCUUCAUCCCGAUUCAACCCCAAUAUGUCAUUCAACCAGAUUUCCUAAUCGACUGGCUUUCAGCGAGCCACGACUUCAAUCUCCUCAGCUGUGAUUAA
Molecule: messenger RNA, 702 nt
Organism: Notodromas monacha
Lineage: Eukaryota; Metazoa; Arthropoda; Ostracoda; Podocopida; Cyprididae
Source: the annotation of a GenBank genome assembly